GAGGGGAGACAUUGAAUGAGAGGGACAGAGAGUGAAGAGAGGAGAGGAUUCUCAAAAAACUUCUACAACUUAGAAAGUGAAACUGCAGAGCCCGGUGUCCACUGUUCCUUCAUGCAUGGCUGAUUAGCUUCUUCUCAUCUCGUUUUCUAUAAAAGUUUUGUGGCAGAGAAGGGGGUCUCUGCACUGAAAGAUGGACCGUUUAAAGAGGAUGGCGUCGUGUAGGAGAAUACCGCUAUUUCGUAUUAUGCUGCUCCUAGCAACGACCCAAGCUGCCGAACAUAUCGAUGUGCUGCGGGUGCUGAAGCUCUCAGACCGUUUGGAGGGUGUGUCAAUGGAGGCUGGCCUUUGUUUCAGCAGGAUGGACAUGCAGGAGACAGACAUGGCCUACAGGAUAGAAAAGAAGAUCCAACUCAGUGUACCCACCAAACAACUCUUUCCAGACUCGUCCUUCCCUGUGGAUUUCUCCCUGAUGGCCACGGUGAGGGCCAAGAAGGGCGCCCAGUUCUUCCUGCUGUCUGUAUAUGAUGAAGAGGGUGUUCAGCAGCUGGGUCUGGAGAUGGGCCGCUCGCCUGUCUUCCUGUAUGAGGACCAACAGGGACAGCCCCCACCGGAGCUCUACCCCAUCUUCAAGAAGAUCAACCUAGCUGAUGGAAAGUGGCACAGGAUAGCCUACAGUGUAGAGGGCCAGUCAGUCACCCUCUACCUAGACUGUGAGAAGGUCAGCACUCUGGAGUUACUGCGAGGGGACAGCCCUGUGGUCAGUACUGAUGGAGUGACAGUGUUUGGGACGAGACUACUGGACGAGGAGAUGUUUGAGGGAGACAUCCAGCAGCUGUUGAUUGUCGAGGACCCGCGUGCUGCGUCUGACUACUGCCUGAACUACAUCCCUGACUGUGACUCUCCUCUGCCAUAUAACAGCCAGGCCCAGGAUCCUGAGCAGACUCCCCACCUUAAGCCUGACCUUACCGUGCUGAGAGAUGACCCCAUGAUACCAGGUGAAAAGCCAAAGGAGCCAAAGAAACGCUCCAAAAAACAGAGGAAAGGCAAGAAGGACAGAAAGAACAGGGACCAGAAGGGGCGGGGCAAAAAGGAGUCCAGGAAGAAGAGAAAAGAAGGAGAGGGGGGUCCUGAGGAGGAGGGCUUCAUCAGGGUGUCCACAAUAUUGCCGGAAUACACCUCCCUAGAGCCCUACUAUACCCCUGAAGUGUUUACUCCUGAAGCUGCCAUGACAACCCAGGCCCCUGACCAGACUACAAUCGUCCCCACACAUCAGCCUGAAUCUGACCUUGAGGACCCCUCCGUGGUGCCCAGUGAACUGCCUGAGUCUAAGGUCACUGAGGAGGAGGAGUGGCCACUGAAAACGCCACAGACCGAAGAGUACCAUGAAAACGUCCACGGCGACUUGUACGAUGACCUCGCCGUUUCCACGGUAACAGUGGCACCCAAUAUCACAGAGUACGAGACUAUUGAUUACGGGGACAUGAGGAAUGAGACAGAGAGACAAGAGUAUGAAGAGUAUGAGUUAUAUGAGGAUGGAUACGGCUUUGCAGAGAGAGAGGGGGCUGAUAGCUGGAAUGGAGAGGCCAAUGCUAGAGCACUAAAAGGAGAGAAGGGAGAGCCAGCCAUCAUUGAACCGGGUACACUGGUGGAGGGGCCAGUUGGGCCCCCGGGCCCGGAGGGUCUUCCAGGCAUACCAGGACUAGUGGGUCCUACAGGACUCAGCGGAGAGCCCGGUGAUUUGGGUCCUCCAGGACGUCCUGGUUUAUCUGGGGUCGAUGGUAUACCUGGUCCUCCAGGAACCAUGCUAAUGUUACCAUUCCACCACGGCGGUGACUCUAUGAAGGGGCCCGUGGUGUCGGCCCAGGAGGCUCAGGCCCAGGCCAUCCUACAGCAGACCAAGAUGUCGUUGAAGGGACCUCCCGGUCCACUGGGUCUCACAGGGCGACCCGGCCCACUGGGUCUCCCUGGUCCAUCCGGACUCAAAGGUGAUGCUGGAGAAGACGGCCCAUCGGGACCUCGUGGUGCUCCAGGCCCUCCAGGACUCAGCGGGAAGUUAGGAAAGAGGGGCCGGGCCGGAACGGAUGGAGGUCGCGGAGCGCCAGGGGAGACGGGGGGAAAAGGUGAUAGAGGCUUUGACGGACUGCCAGGUCUCCCCGGAAACAAGGGCCACAGAGGGGACAGAGGGAAACCUGGACCACACGGACCUGUUGGAGAGACAGGAGAAAAGGGUUUAGAUGGACCCGUAGGGCCCAGUGGACAGCCGGGUGAACCUGGACCCAGAGGACUUGUUGGACCCAGAGGGCCCCCCGGACCGCCGGGACAACCAGGUAUUACAGGUGUUGAUGGAGUUCAAGGUUCAAAGGGCAACCAGGGACCCCCCGGAGAGACAGGACCCCAUGGACAACAGGGAAAUCCUGGUGUACAGGGCCUGCCAGGUGCUCAGGGUCCCAUCGGCCUGCCAGGAGAGAAGGGUCCCCUUGGGAAAGGUGGCAUGCAGGGACUCCCUGGUAUCGAUGGCCCCGCCGGCCAUCCAGGAAGGGAAGGGCCUCCAGGAGAGAAGGGGCUAACAGGUUUGCCAGGAGCCCAGGGGCCUGUGGGUUACCCAGGGACUCGUGGUGUUAAGGGAGCUGAUGGAGUGAGAGGUCUGAAGGGGAGUAAAGGAGAAAAGGGUGAAGAUGGGUUCCCCGGGUUCAAAGGUGACAUGGGCCUCAAGGGAGACAGGGGUGAUAACGGGGUCACAGGGGGUCGUGGAGAGGAUGGGCCCGAGGGCCCUAAAGGCCAAUCUGGACCCCUGGGAGAGGCUGGAGCUGCUGGCAUAGCUGGAGAGAAGGGUAAGCUGGGUGUACCUGGGUUGCCAGGCUACCCUGGAAGGCAGGGGCCCAAGGGAUCUGUGGGUUUCCCUGGUUCUGCCGGGAUUCUGGGAGAGAAGGGAAGACGGGGUCCAACUGGUGAAGCAGGAACCGGGGGUCAGAGGGGCCCUAAUGGUGCCAGAGGAGGGAGAGGAGCCCGAGGACCUACAGGAAAGUCAGGAGACAAGGGCACUGCUGGCCACGAAGGCCCUCCAGGACCAAAUGGAGAACAGGGAGCCCAAGGACCACAGGGAAGGAAUGGCGAGCCAGGUCCUAAAGGUCCUAAUGGUGUCACAGGAAAAGAUGGACUGCCAGGUCACCCAGGCCAGCGGGGGGAGCCAGGCUUCCAAGGCAAAACUGGUCCACAAGGACCAAUGGGUGUGAUUGGGCCACAGGGUAAUUCUGGGGAGACUGGUCCCAAUGGGGACCGAGGACAUCCUGGGUCACCAGGACCUCCUGGAGAGACAGGUUUACCUGGAGCGGCAGGCAAGGAGGGAGCCAAGGGGGACCCGGGUCAGUCGGGAGCUUCAGGGAAGAUCGGCCCUGCUGGGCUCCGUGGGUUCAGGGGGAUCAGGGGCAACCCUGGCGCCAUGGGGCCUGCUGGAUUGAAAGGAGCAGAAGGGCCCAGCGGUCAGCCAGGAGCAAUGGGAGCCAGUGGGGAGAGAGGGCCUCCCGGAGCGGCUGGUGCUAUUGGUCAGCCCGGACGCGGAGGUGGCGUUGGCCCAGGAGGACCAAUGGGAGAGAAGGGCGAGCCAGGAGAGAAGGGGCCAAUCGGUCCCGCUGGACAGGACGGGGAGCAGGGGCCCCUUGGACUUCCAGGGGCUGCUGGGCCCGCCGGCCCCCCGGGAGAUGAUGGAGACAAGGGAGAGACGGGAGGACCUGGCCAGAAGGGGAGCAAGGGAGACAAAGGAGAACACGGCCCACCAGGACCUACUGGAAUCCAGGGACCCGUGGGUCAACCAGGGUUACCGGGUGUUGACGGGGAGGCAGGACCCAGGGGUCAGCAGGGGAUGUACGGACCGAAGGGAGACGAGGGAGCUAGAGGACAUAAGGGGACCACAGGACCCAUGGGACUACAGGGCAUGCCAGGACCCCCAGGAGAGAAGGGAGAAAGUGGACAUGUGGGCGCUAUGGGGCCCCCAGGACAACAUGGACCAAGAGGCCCACAGGGGUCCAUCGGAGGACAGGGAGCGGCAGGGCAGCCGGGUGGAGUGGGCCAGCCCGGGGUUGUUGGAGAGAAGGGGGAGGACGGAGAGGCUGGGGUCCCUGGACCAGCGGGAGACACUGGAGCCACUGGUGACAAGGGGGAGCUGGGGGAGAAGGGUGACUCUGGCCCCCCCGGAAUAGCAGGACCGGCAGGACUCCGAGGUACACCAGGAGAAGACGGUCCCAAAGGAAACCCUGGCCCUAUUGGAUUCCCAGGAGAUUCUGGGCCCCCAGGGGAGCCAGGAAUCAAUGGAGCUGAUGGUGGACCUGGGGCCAAGGGAGACAACGGGGAUCCUGGUAAAGCCGGACCCCCAGGAGCUUCUGGAGAACCAGGCCCUUCAGGGGCCCCCGGGCGAAGGGGUCACUUGGGAGUUGCAGGAAAAGAAGGAAAACAAGGAAUGAAGGGAGCAAAGGGGUCCAAUGGUGCAGAGGGAGUAGGGGGGAAGAAGGGUCCAGUGGGGCCGCAGGGACAUCCAGGGAUGCCUGGCCCAGAAGGCCUCAGAGGGAUCCCAGGCCCUGGGGGUGAGCAAGGGUUAAAUGGUCCCCCAGGUCAGACUGGACCCCCCGGACCAAUGGGCCCCCCGGGACUUCCAGGUCUCAAAGGGGACCCAGGCAGUAAGGGAGAUAAGGGUCACGGUGGCCUGAUCGGUCUGAUUGGACCUCCAGGAGAGGUGGGAGAGAAGGGAGACAGAGGCCUGCCCGGAAAUCAGGGCACACCAGGAACCAAAGGAGACGGCGGUACAGGUGGCCCCCCUGGUCCUACUGGCCCCCCAGGGCCCCCUGGACUUUCUGGAGCCAUUGGGGAGAAAGGAUCCAAGGGAGACUUGGGUGCCAUUGGACCUCAAGGAGACACUGGACCUGUUGGACCCCCAGGGCCCCCUGGUCCUCCUGCCACCAUGGUUGAGCCGCUGCCCAUCCGAGAGCGGGAGGGCAAGAGAAAGAAGAGGAGGCACACUGGAAACGUGGGAGGAGGCGCAGCGCCGUUUGAGGAGGCGGAGACAACGGUGGACCUGAAUCAGCAGGGACUCGUGCAGGGAGACCAGCCCAUGCUGGAGGAGGCUGAGGGGAUGGAGGAGGUGUUUGCCUCCCUCACCUCCAUGAAGACAGAGGUGGAGCUGAUGAGGAAACCCCUGGGCACCUUUGAGAGCCCCGCCCGCACCUGCAAGGAGCUCAUGAUGAUCCAGCCGGACUACAGAGACGGUGACUACUGGAUCGACCCCAACCAGGGCUGUCACAGGGACUCCAUCAAGGUUUUCUGUAACUUCACCGCUGAGGGAGAGACCUGCCUCUAUCCUGACAAGAGGAUUGAAACUGUGAAGCCAGCAGCCUGGAACAAGGAGAAGCCAGGAAGCUGGUUUGGCCAAUACAGGAAAGGACGGCAGUUCCAGUACAGUGACUCUGAUGGAAACCCGGUGCACGUCGUCCAGUUGACCUUCCUGAAGCUGCUAAGUGCCACGGCUAGACAGACCUUCACCUACUCCUGCCAGAACUCUGCGGGCUGGUUCGACAGCGCGGCCCGUAGCCACCAGCACGCCCUGCGCUUCCGGGCCAGCAACGACGAGGACAUGACCCAGGCCAAGAGCCCUUUCAUCCGCGCAACACACGAUGGAUGCCAGUUCCGUAAAGGUCAGGAGCGGACUGUCCUGGAGAUCGACUCACCCAGAGCAGAGCUGCUUCCCAUCUUAGACGUAGCCCCUUCAGACUUUGGAAAGAGCAACCAGAAGUUUGGCUUCCACGUGGGACCAGUAUGUUACAACGGUUAAGUAAGGCUUUCUCAGCCACCCAGGAAUCACCUGAUUGGACCUGCACAGCAACUUACCAAUGAGAUGAACUGGACUUUAACGUCGUUUCCACAAGCAAUAUUUAUUAUUAUGUGUUUGUGUAUGUGGUGGGUUUGUGAUAUGUAAGACUGUCGAACAGCCAAUGGGGUGCAAGGUUCCAUGUCUCCCCAUGACAAUAACGACACAUGGCGAAUAGACGAGCGAAGACAAGGAGGAACUAAGCACAUUUAUUAAAGGGAAUUCUUCUAAUUAGAUGUAAUUAAUUUGAAGUGUUUUUUUUUUUUUCAUUUUCAUCCUUUCGUUCGCUAGGAGUAGUCUGUUCCACUUGAAAAAGAACGACAAAAAUGUAGAUCUCACCUUCUUGAAUCACGGGGUUAACGUGUCAUCUGUGCUGGGGACCAGUGUUAGCACCACCCUGUUUAUUAGACCCGGACUGCAGACCAGAGUUGCUACCUAAGAAAUUAUGAUUGGAGUGGAAUGGAAUUAGCAGGAGCCACUAUCUGUCCUGUUCAUUAGCAUGCUCAGUUUGCAGAAGGGUAAUAUCAUAUUCCAGCAUAAUGACAUCAGUUCUGUUGUCAUUACCUGGUGGUGUCUAGCAUGUCAAUUCCAUACUAGUGUGUAAUCUGUCACCAUUCCCUAUGUGUUAAUUAGAAGGUAGAGCAUAUGAUAGAUAUGAUAGCUUUGCAUGGUGCUAUAACCUUUAACUGCAGGUGACGAAUUGAAUGACCGUGAUUAGUGUACAGUAGCAUGUUACUGGUCUACUGAGGCCAAUGGUUACUUGAAUGGACAAGGUUGCUUUUCUAAUUCGACUUGUUAACUCUGCAUGACUGAUGAUAACAGGACCUUCCAGCCCUCCAUGAUCUCACUGACUAUUUGUGUAAAUCUGGCAUCCAUUUUACUCCAGUAAACUGAAUGCCAGGUCUCAGUGGUUGAGCUGAAGCAGUUUCAGCACAAUAAUCAGUUUCAGAGCAUGUUGUUCUUUCACAGGAUAUAAACAUUGUUUUCUCAAAUUUUCUCCAAUUACUCUGCCAUUUCCUUCCAUUGGUUUAUUUGACCUAUGUCAAGGAGCAUUUGACGUGUUUUGGUUUUAAAGAAUCAUUUUAAAAAGAACCAGUCUUGUUCUCCACCUCAGUUGUGUAUUUACUUUUUUAUGUUCUCUUGUUUUGUUUAUACAGUAUGUUGUAAUGUUAAUGAUUUAUUUAGUUUGUUUUAAUGUUUCAUGUUCUCCAUACUUCAGUGGUGCUAAGAAAAUGUUUUUAUGUUGUGUCACCUGUGUGUGUGUGUGUGUGUGUGUGUCUGUGUGUGUGUGUGUGUGUGUGUGUGUGUGUGUUUGUGUGUGUGUGUGUGUGUGUUUGUGUGUGUGUGGUUGUUAGUCUUGAGGCAGGAUGAGGAAGACAGGGGAGGGGUGCAAGUUAUUGGUGCUCCAGCAGCCAUUCAUCUGGGUAAAGGAGGAACAUACCGUACUGUACAUUACAGCACAGUCCACACUAGCCUGCUAGAUGAUAGCCUGUCUGCAGUACCAGUGCUAGGUUAGGGUAAGCUAAACACGCAUAAAAAAAAUCCCCAGACAAUUGAUUUUCCAGUGUAGUGCCUUAUAGGACGCUCCUUCAGCCUGUUUGCACAAACAGUACCUGCAGUUCAUUAGCAUACUCCUCACACUGUCUUCCAGGAGAAUCAGUACAUUGAGAAGUCAUCCUACCCGGCCCUGUCCUGACCUUCACUGUGUAUUGGGUCUGUUGUACUCAUUUUAUAUACUGUACAGUUAUUCUAAGGACUUGAGUUUGAGUAAUUAUCUGUUGCCUGAAUGAAAACAAGAUGUAUUUGUGAAAAGUGAUGAACAAACAAUAAUUAAAAAAAAUCUAAUUUUAAAA
Esox lucius (northern pike) is the source of this 7707-nucleotide messenger RNA. It is a transcript of the gene col5a3a, whose product is annotated as collagen, type V, alpha 3a. Gene Ontology annotation, molecular function: extracellular matrix structural constituent. The record is from RefSeq and is a predicted model, not a curated record. NCBI's taxonomy places the organism in Eukaryota, Metazoa, Chordata, Actinopteri, Esociformes, Esocidae. The transcript has 64 exons. Bases 191 to 5818 code for a protein of 1875 amino acids.